UGCCAGUGGUGUCACAUGGCCCAGCGCUUUUGAAGAUCUUUAUGUGCUUAGGACUAGGUACUCUUAUGUAUUAGGUGCUCAAGAGUUGUGCUACCGAUUAUAACUGUUGUUAGUAUGGCAGAUCUGAUUGAGGAGCCUAAUUGUAAAAGACCACAUUUAGGCAAUACACCUACAAGUCAAGGUACAAAUGAACAUGACAAGUUUGACUUUCUAAAGAUGACAAAGCUUGCUGCAAAUAUCAAGAGUCUCCAAGAGAGCAUCCAAACAAAGAAACACCAAAUUAAUGUAUUAUACACUAAACUAGCCCAAGCCAAGUCCGAGUCACGUCAAUUACGUAUAAUGCAGUUUGCCUCAGACAGCAACACGCAGUUGAAUGAGUACAAACAAGAAUUGGAGUCUAAAAUGACAGAGCUAACACAUUUUCAUGGCAAUUUUAGAUUCAGUGUUGAGGAAUCUUGCAAGUUGUCUUUUUGUCUUGUUGACCUCAUUUAUCCAACCAUAUUGGAAAUAUCGGUCGUUAACAAAGAUAUGAGAGCCAAAAUUUCGCCAAGUAUCUUGCCACCAUUACUAACGCCGGUUACUACAAAAAGUCGUGAUGCCAGUGGUGAGUAUAAUAUGCUAGCCACUGGUAAAUAUAUACAUUUUUUCAACAACGUUAUAGCUGCAACAAAUGUUCGUUCAUCUCAUUUUCAAAGACUUUCACCAAUAAAAACUGCAGCACCGAAUAUAGAAGUUACAUACUGCCCAGAAUUUGUUCCGCCGAAAUCGUUCCUUGCAGAUUGUGACAGUAAAGAAUUGGUGACCAGCAUUUUAGUGGAUGUUAUACCGCAACUGUUUGCCCUACUUCCUUCUUUAAAGACAGAAGAAGCCAUCAAGGAUGCUUUUAUUCAAACUACAUGUAUGUGCACAGAUGUCCACUUUGACACAUUAGCAGUGAAAGGUCUGAAAGCCAACAAGAAUACACACUUUGUGCGUUGGCUGAAGGUACACUAUGGAAACAAGUUUAUCAUUAAGGACAAUGAGUGUUUGACAGAACUACCUGUGACACUGCACCAAUCAUCUCGGCCUGACUUUUGUCUUUUCCCCAAAUCAAAUAGCUUUUCUGCAGUGUCUGUAUCAACCCAACCAGAAGAGGAUGAGGACCCUGAGCAGAUUUCCAUAUCAUCAGAAGAGGAGCUGGAGGGUGUUGAAGAAGAGGAAUAUAGUAAAAAGCAAAAGGCUCAGGCACUCGCAAAUAUGGUUGCAGUUGCGGGAUUUCUUGUAACUAAUGCCAUCUUAAACGAUAAAAAGUUCCAUAAAAUUACUAUUUAUGGACUACAGUGCUGCUAUAUAGAUGACUGUGCUUCGUUAAUGAAGUUAGUUUUAGAUUUUGAGAAGAAGGCUUCAGACCUAUUUGAAUAUAAAGGCACACAGCGUAUUGGAAACCAGAUUGCACGGGUCAGUGCAAUAAUAGAAAAGGAAAGUCAACUGUAAUCUUUGCUUGAGUAACAGUUACCUCAGUGUUAUUAUUAAUAUUAUUGUAUAUAAUCAAGUUAAACCAUAAUUAUUAUCAUUAUUGUUACCUCUCUAUUUCACUCUUCCUUUUUAAAUAUUAUUG
This is a messenger RNA of Amphimedon queenslandica, 1597 nucleotides long. RefSeq lists its product as uncharacterized. The transcript has 4 exons. Lineage: Eukaryota; Metazoa; Porifera; Demospongiae; Haplosclerida; Niphatidae. The record is from RefSeq and is a predicted model, not a curated record. Bases 115 to 1473 code for a protein of 452 amino acids.